AUGGAGUUGGUCACAGAAGUCGCCGACCUGGGCCUGAAACUUCUACGACGAGAUGACAGCGAGGAAGAGGGCGAUGGCGCGACCAAGGAACUGUACGCGGCAUGGACCAUCUUUAUUGCCAUUUUGCUGCUCAUUGCAGCCUUUUUCACGAGUUACAUGCUCCAAAUAAAGAAAGUGACGGCUAUCCACGAAACAGUCAUUUCAAUCUUUGCGGGAAUGACGGUUGGAUUGAUUCUCAUCGUCACCUCGGGCGAUUCGAUACGGACCAUGAUAAACUUCAACUAUCAAAUUUUCUUCAACCUCUUACUACCGCCGAUUAUUCUCUCUUCUGGAUACGAGCUGCAUCAAGCCAACUUCUUCCGCAACAUCGGCACAAUCCUUACAUUUGCCUUUGCAGGAACAUUUCUGUCUGCCGUCGUCAUUGGAUUCAUUCUUUGGCUAUACUCCCUGAUCCCCGGAACCCUGAAGAUGACAUUUGUUGAUGCAAUUUCUGUUGGUGCCACCUUGUCUGCCACUGAUCCAGUCACAAUCUUGGCUAUUUUCAAUACCUACAAGGUUGAUCCGAAGCUGUAUACCAUUAUUUUCGGCGAGUCAAUUCUUAAUGACGCCAUUGCCAUUGUCAUUUUUGAGACAGCCCAGAAAUACAACAAGGGCGAAGCAUCUAGCUAUGGAGUCCUCAGCUUCUUUGAAGGUACCGGCAUUUUCUUGCUGGUUUUUUUCAGCAGUUUGCUCAUCGGCAUCGUUGUCGGCAUCGGCACUGCCUUGCUUCUCAAAUUUACGUAUCUCAGACGAUAUACAAAGAUUGAAAGCUGUCUCGUCUUCUUGAUAGCUUAUGCCACCUACUUCUUCUCCCAAGGUGUGCAUUUGUCUGGUAUCGUGUCCUUGCUCUUCUGUGGUAUAACCCUGAAGCAUUAUGCCUAUUUCAACAUGUCUCGCCGAACCCAACUCACCACAAAAUACAUUUUCCAAGUAAUAUCACAAUUGUCCGAAAACUUCAUCUUCAUUUAUCUUGGUCUGGCCCUGUUCACCGACAGUGCGCUGUCAUUCCAGCCACCCCUUAUUAUGAUUACCAUUCUAGCCGUUUGCGUUGCUCGAUGGGUCGCCGUGUUCCCCCUGUCUAAAGCUAUCAACUGGUUCAUUUCAUAUCGCGCCAGGCGGCGUGGUGUUGAAGCUGCCGAAGAAUUGCCGUACAACUACCAGGCAAUGCUCUUUUGGGCGGGCCUUCGUGGCGCCGUCGGCGUGGCUCUCGCCGAACUUCUGACCGGUGAUAAUGCCCUCGCUCUUCGAGCGACUGUGUUGGUUGUGGUUGUCCUAACCGUCAUUAUAUUUGGUGGCACCACUGCCCGCAUGCUCGAGAUCCUCGGCAUUCGGACCGGAGUCGUGGAGGAGAUUGAUAGCGACGACGAGUUUGAUAUUGAAACAGUUGCUACUGGUCUCCAUGCCAAACGUUCGGGCGGCGGCAUUGGCUACACACCUCGGCGAAAUGGCAACAUUGUUCUGCACAACCUAGAGGAAGGUCGGUCCGCUAGUUAUGUGUCCGGCCACAGGUCACCGCACCUCUCUGGAAGCGGCCAAAGUAUCCGAGGAAAUAGUCUUAACCGAAAGAAUUCCAAUCGUAACCAGGAUGAGUUCGAGAGGGCAGAUUUGCUUGGCCGUAGUGGCGAAGACUCCGACUUUGAUACAGACAUUGACACGUCUGAUCUACCGCCACCAGCUCGUCCUGCCCGCCACACCAGCUCACAGCCCUCUCCUCAAACGGACAGUGCCUUUAUGAGCCCGGCUGGUGAGGCAUCGCAGCCAACGCCCAUGACUGCCACCGGAGCUAUUCGACAACUUUGGAGUGCAGAAGAUCCAGCGGGUCUAUUCAGACAACUAGACGAGGAUUUCAUCAAGCCGCACCUCUUACUCCAGGGCGAUAACAAUAAGAGUUAG
This is a messenger RNA of Metarhizium brunneum ARSEF 3297, 1932 nucleotides long. RefSeq lists its product as uncharacterized. Gene Ontology annotation, molecular function: potassium:proton antiporter activity; sodium:proton antiporter activity. Gene Ontology annotation, cellular component: late endosome; early endosome; fungal-type vacuole membrane. The record is from RefSeq and is a predicted model, not a curated record. NCBI's taxonomy places the organism in Eukaryota, Fungi, Ascomycota, Sordariomycetes, Hypocreales, Clavicipitaceae. Gene Ontology annotation, biological process: vacuolar acidification; sodium ion transport; potassium ion transmembrane transport.